This is a messenger RNA of Ogataea philodendri, 1197 nucleotides long. RefSeq lists its product as uncharacterized. The record is from RefSeq and is a predicted model, not a curated record. The transcript has a single exon. The coding region runs from base 1 to 1197 and encodes 398 amino acids. Lineage: Eukaryota; Fungi; Ascomycota; Pichiomycetes; Pichiales; Pichiaceae. Gene Ontology annotation, biological process: maturation of SSU-rRNA. Gene Ontology annotation, cellular component: cytoplasm.
AUGAUGUCUGAAUCCGACUUUGAGGACGAACUCGGCGACUCCAAGACGUUUUUGGGGUUUGUGGAUGUGGCGAUCUCUUCCAAAGAGCAGCCAGAAAUUGAAGACACGUUUAUUGGCGGCACGCCGAUUUGGUUGCACCCGAAAUCUCCUCCUCCAAACGAGCUAGUGCAGUGUUUAAGCUGCAACAAGCCAAUGCAUCUGUUGCUCCAAUGCUACGCCAACCUCGCCGACACCUUAUACGAUCGGGUAAUCUACAUAUUUGGAUGUAACGACCCCAAGUGUCGCCGCAAGAAGGGCUCCGUCAGAGCUAUCAGAGCAGUCUCGAAAGACCCAGCUAUCAUCGCCCAAAGAGAAAAAGAGCUACAGGACAUCCAGGACAAGAAAGACAAGGCUCAGCAGAAAGAACAGCAGAAUAAGCAAAAGCUCGAAUCCAUUGCGAAUUCUCUAUUUAAUACAUCUUCUUCAGACAGCCAGAACCCGUUCGCAAACCCGUUUGCGGCAGAGUCCAGCAACCCGUUUGCAAAACCACAGCAGUUGCAGCCUGAAAAACCAACAUACGCACAGAUAGCCAAGCCAGAGCAGAAACCGGCUCCCAAGAAACAUCAGGACCCCGUCGAUCUGCCUUCAUACCCUGGUUAUAUUCUGUACGUGGAUCAGGAAAUACUGGACCCAAAGAACCAGUCGCUUCCUCCGUUGCCAAAGGUCGAGGAAGGCUCCUCAGAAACAGCAGCACAGCCGUCUGCGUCAAACCCUUCCAAGAUCCCAGCACAUGACGAAAACAUCUCCAAGAUCGUGGACGACCCGACGUUCCAGAACUUCUCCGAUAUCGUUUCUUACAACACAGCACAGGUCCUCAGAUACGACCUGAACGGCUCGCCUCUGCUGUAUUCGUCCAAGGACGACGUGGCCAAACUGUUCUAUGAUUCCAACGGAAGACUGCGUCCGCAGCAUCUGAUUCCAAACCCUCCGUACAACCCAUCCUCGGAAAGACGGUUUGAGCUGCAACUCAUGCCAAAGGCCAUCAUAGAUCUGGAAGCAGAUAGCGACGAUAUCAUUAACGGCAUGGAAUGGGGAACCAUCAUGGUCGGAACAGACGCAAAGGAUUUUGUUCCGGAACAUCUCAUUGAUGAAAACCACGUCGGAUACGUGGAAGAGUGGUGUGGUGUUCAGUGGGAAGAGGAGCUCAAACUAAAUUAA